Messenger RNA from Camelina sativa (false flax), 3685 nucleotides. Its product is annotated as disease resistance protein RPS6-like. Gene Ontology annotation, biological process: defense response; signal transduction. Lineage: Eukaryota; Viridiplantae; Streptophyta; Magnoliopsida; Brassicales; Brassicaceae. Gene Ontology annotation, molecular function: ATP hydrolysis activity; ADP binding. The record is from RefSeq and is a predicted model, not a curated record.
UCAUCCUAAAAGUGGUUGAGUACCAUAGUUAGCUAUUGUAUGAGUUAAAUCUUUUUCUUUGCACAAAUGGCUUCUAGUUCCUCAUCCUCUCGUAAUUGGGUAUACGAUAUUUUCCCAAGCUUUAGCGGGGAAGACGUCCGCAUAACUUUCCUCAGCCAUUUUCUCAAGGAACUAGAUCAGAAGUUGAUCAAGACUUUCAAAGACAAUAAGAUAGAGAGAAGCCACUCGAUUGCCCCUGAGCUUGUAAGGGCGAUAAGGACUUCCAAGAUCGCGGUGGUUGUGUUCUCGGAAAACUACUCCUCUUCUAGUUGGUGUCUCGAUGAAUUGGUGGAGAUCGUGAAAUGCAAGGAAGAGUCUGGUCAACUAGUUAUACCAGUUUUCUACGGUUUAGAUCCAUCUCAUGUCAGGAAACAAACUGGAAAAUUUGGAGAGGCUUUUGCAAAGACUUGUCAAAUCAAAACAAAAGGAGUGCAAAAACAAUGGCAGCACGCGCUGAUCCUUGUUGCAAAUCUACUCGGAUAUCAUUCUCAUAACUUCAAUAAUGAAGCAACAAUGAUUGAAGUAAUCGCUAAUGAUCUUUUGGGAAAACUGAAACUGACUCCAUCGAAGGAUUUUAAGGACUUUGCUGGUAUCGAAUAUCAUAUAGCGGAGAUGAGUUUAUUGUUACAUUUGGAAUCCGAGGAAGCGAGGAUGGUUGGGAUAUGGGGUCCAACGGGAAUUGGCAAGACUACAAUUGCAAGAGCUUUAUUUAGUCGACUUUCUCGUCACUUCCAAGGUAGGAUUUUCAUAGACAGAGGUUUCAUAUCUAAGAAUAUGAAAAACUUUAGUGGAGCUAACCCUGAUGACUAUAAUAUGAAGUUGAGUUUGCAAGGAAAGUUUUUGUCUGAAAUUUUAGGCACUAGACACAUACAAAUAGAUCAUUUAGGCGCUAUUGAAGAUAAACUAAAGCACCAAAAGGUUCUUAUCUUUAUUGAUGAUGUGGAUGAUCAAGUGGUUCUAGAUACUUUAGUUGGUGAAAUUGAGUGGUUUGGAUGUGGAAGUAGAAUUGUUGCAAUUACAAAAGAUAAGCAUCUUCUAAGGGCCCAUAAUAUCUUUCAUAUUUAUGAGGUGUGUCUCCCAUCUCAAGAACUCUCUCUUGAAAUGUUUUGUCGAUCUGCUUUUAAGCAAAAAUAUCCACCAGAUGGUUUCAUGGAGGUCGCUUCUAAAAUUGCUAGGCAUGCCGGUAACCUUCCUUUGGGUCUUAAUGUUUUGGGUUCGUAUUUACGGGGUAUAGACAAAGAGGAGUGGGUGGAAAUGCUACCCAGCCUUCGUAGUAAGCUGAACGGAAAAAUCGAGAAAACACUAAGAGUUAGCUACGACGGGUUAAAUAACGAAAAAGAUGAAAAGAUAUUUCGUCAUAUUGUAUGCCUCUUUGAUGGUGCAAAACUCAAUGAUAUCAAGCAGAUGUUAGGAGAUAGUGACUUGGAUGUUACUAUAGGGCUAAAAACCCUUGUUGAUAAGUCCCUCGUACAUGUAAACCAUGAUACUGUGAAGAUGCACACUUUACUACAAGAAAUGGGAAAAGAAAUUGUUCGUGCACAGUCCAAUGAGCCUGGAGAACGAGAAUUCCUUGUUGAUUCGAAGGAUAUAUACAAAGUACUUAAAUAUAAAACUGGUACUGAAAAGGUUUUGGGCAUAUCAUUGGAUAUUAAUGAGACUGAUGAAUUGCAUAUACAUGAGAGUGCGUUCAAAGGGAUGCAUAAUCUAUGUUUCAUAACAAUUUACAUUAAAAAAUGGGACUAUAAGAAGGAAGUAAGAUGGCACUUAGCGGAAGGCUUCGACUAUUUCCCCCCGAAACUUAGACUAUUGAGGUUGGACGGAUACCCAAUGAGAUGUUUGCCUUCUAACUUCCGUCCUGAACACCUUGUUAAGCUUACAAUGCGAAGGAGCAAGCUCGAGAAGCUUUGGGAAGGAGUUCAUUCACUUACAGGACUCAAAGAUAUGAAUUUGGAUAUAUCUAGAAAUUUGAAAGAACUCCCUGAUCUUUCUAUGGCCACUAAUCUCGAGGAACUUUAUCUUGGGUAUUGCUCGAGUUUGGUAGAACUCCCUUCCUCUAUUCAAUAUCUACAUAAACUGAAGACUUUAGAUAUGUCAUUUUGUGCAAAUCUAAAGACUUUGCCUACCGGAGUGAACCUCGAAUCUCUCGAUCGGCUUAAUCUCAUGGGAUGCUCACGGUUGAAGAGUUUUCCUAACAUAUCAACCAGCAUCUCAAAGCUCUAUAUGUGGGAAACAACAAUACAAGACUUACCCUCAAACUUACAUCUAAAAAAUCUCACUGAACUUAAUAUGUGUGGGUUGAAGAGUCAACAAUUAUGGAAAAGAGUUCAGCCGCUUACACCUCUCAUGACCAUGCUAGCCUCUACUUCUUUGACGAGGCUAUGGCUCUCCGAUAUCUCAAGUUUGGUGGAGCUUCCUUCAUCUAUUCAAAAUCUUAGUAAUCUCAAAGAGUUGAGUAUUACAAAGUGCAUAAAUCUUGAGACUCUUCCCACUGGAAUCAACCUUGAAUCACUCGAUAUCCUAAUGUUUAGUGGAUGCUCAAGACUCACAAGUUUUCCCAAUAUCUCAACCAACAUCUCAACGCUUGAUCUAGAAGGAACAUCAAUAGAAGAGGUUCCAUGGUGGAUCGAGAACUUCCAUAAGCUCAAAUAUCUUAUACUGGCAUAUUGCAACAAGCUAAAAUAUGUUUCCCUAAGGAUCUUUAACUUGACACUUCUUGACACAGCUAAGUUUCUAGACUACGGAGCAUUUAUUGAAGAUAGCUUCAGCUUUAAUAUUAGUCCAAGUGUGGCGACAAGCAUUGACGACACUUCUCUCGUUCUGGAUAAUUGUUUUUCAAUAGUCAAGCUCAAUUUUAUCAACUACUUCAAUUUGGAUCAAGAAGCUCUGAUUCAUCAAGAAUCAGUAUUCAAACAGAUGAUCUUGAUAGGUGAAGAAGUGCCUUCAUAUUUCAUCCACCGUACAACUGGAACCUCUUUAGCUAUCCCUCUACUUCAUCACAUCUCUCCCUCUCAACCAUCAUUCAGAUUCAGAGCUUGCGUCGUGAUCGAUUGCGGAUCGGAUCUCAGUAUUAAUAUUGGUCGUUACUCAUUCUUCAUCCAGGUACGUUGUCAGUUCAUAGACAUACGUGGGAACCAAUUGGCUUCCGGUGAUUUGCCAUUGUCCAUUACAACAACUAAGUUGGGUAGUCAUCUGGUUAUAUUUGAGUGUUGUUUCCCUCUAAACGAAGAAGACAAUGCUCCCUUAGCUGAAGUUGAUCACGUGGAUAUACAGUUUCAUCUCAUUGAUUAUUACUACUCUCAGCUCAAAUUAAAAGGAUGUGGUAUACGACUCCCGGAGGACAGUGUUGUUGAAGCUGAAUAUAGUAACGAGUGUGGAGUGUCCCGAGACAUCAAUGUAGAGACAGAGAGAAGCAAGGGAAAACAAGGGCAAAAAAAUAAAAAGAAGAUAAAAAAGAAGAAGAAGAAGAAAGGUUCUUGGUAAGCAUAAGACUUAGUUUUAAAAACACAAUUACAUAUCAUAUCAUUCUGUGUUAUAUAUGAUGAUUGUUUCUGUAGAUGACGUGAAGGGUAACUCACAAAAAUGUUACCAGCUGGAACUAAGAUUCGAUCCUUCAUAAAAAAAUCGGAUGUUUAUGUGCAAACUAAAA